Messenger RNA from Oncorhynchus tshawytscha (Chinook salmon), 1408 nucleotides. Its product is annotated as caspase recruitment domain-containing protein 19-like. The coding region runs from base 74 to 472 and encodes 132 amino acids. Gene Ontology annotation, cellular component: mitochondrion. The record is from RefSeq and is a predicted model, not a curated record. The transcript has 5 exons. Lineage: Eukaryota; Metazoa; Chordata; Actinopteri; Salmoniformes; Salmonidae.
UCCCUGGUCAGGCUCAGACAGCUACCAUGAGCAGCUAAAAAGGAACUCCAAGUUCCUGUGUUUAGACCAGAGGAUGCACACUGAGCUGGUGGGCAGGCUGGUGCUGCAGCUCAACAGGACCAACCCUCAAAUACUUACUGACAAGGAGGCCCAGAGGUUCAGGAACCUGAGCGUGCCUACUGCGGCUGAGCUGCUGGUGUACUUACAGGGGAAGGGCGAGGAGGAGUUUCAUGAGUUUUACAGGGGGCUUCAGAUACUCACUGACAAGUUCUACUUUAACCUGACUACCAGAGUCAGCCGAAGAAGAGGUACUGCAAGGAGUGUGUUGUGUUUCUCUCUCUUCUUGCACUGGGCUAUUCUCUAUUGCUAUGGAGAGGGUAAUUUGAGUGGUACUGGUCCAUUUCUGAGCUUCUCAGUGCUGGGACUGGGCAGUGGGGCCAGUGAGGUUCUCUUAGCCAAUGCGAAGGACUGAUCCAGAAUACAAUAAGGUCAUAUUUGGGGAGAAAUGCUCAAUAAAUAUAUUUUGGGAAAAUGCUAAACAAAUCUCUUUGCAAUGCCAAACGUUCACCAGCAGGGGAAACCUUUUUUUAAAGGAUGUGUACAUACUUAGUAAGUGAAUUGUACUUUAACAGUACCCCUGAAUUUUUAAAUUGACAUUUGACCUAUUCACUAUAUAUGUGAGAGUCAGUGCCUCUACGUUCUGUGUCAUCUAGGCCUACUGGAUUUAAAAGCCAUCUUAAACACCACAGGAAAACAAAAUGCCCUGGUUAACUUAAUCUGAACCUUUAAAUCUAGCCACAUUUGAAAGUGAAAUUCCUAAACAUUUAGUUUGAAGGUCUACAGCUCAGAGCAAAUGUACGGCCUUUUUCAAAGGGAAUGGAUGAUUUCUCCACAUAUCAGGAUUAUAAGUGUGCAGACUGAACACCUCACUCGUCUGUUGUUUGAACGUUGUCACUGUUUUGUGUGACACUGAGUGUUUGGACGAAUCUCAAAUGACACCAUAUUCCAUUUAAAGUGCACUGUGUUGGUUUGACCAAGUUGAGACUAAGGCUUAUCUCAUGUAGUCCCACAUGGACACACAGCCACUGUCCUCACCAACACCUUCACUGUCACCGCUCACCGCCUUCUAAAACUGUGAUCAAUAAUCAACAGCUUGUUGACCGUCUCCAAGACAACCGUAUGCAUUACUACUGGCAUGUCUUCUCAUGUAGUUGUACUGAGAGUCUUGUUAAAUACUGAAAGCACUUAUGUCUUACCCCUUGGUACCAUAGAACUGAGGAAUAUCAACAUAAUAAACUGAAAACUUUGUUCAAGUCUCAUCUUGAGUUUUCUUUUGAUUGGCAGGGGUUAAAAAUACUGUACACCAGCAUAGGGUAAAAAAAAAAGAUGCAAACACAAGGAAGAAACA